This is a messenger RNA of Paramecium tetraurelia, 1593 nucleotides long. RefSeq lists its product as uncharacterized. The record is from RefSeq and is a predicted model, not a curated record. The transcript is spliced from 6 exons. Gene Ontology annotation, biological process: regulation of DNA-templated transcription. Gene Ontology annotation, molecular function: DNA-binding transcription factor activity. Lineage: Eukaryota; Ciliophora; Oligohymenophorea; Peniculida; Parameciidae.
AUGAGUGAUUUUUUUAUGCCUAAUAGAAGCGAGAUAGCUCAAUACUUUUAGAGUGGGUUAGGGAAUCUGUAAGACAAGUAUACCUUUUUAUUAUUCAUAAGUCUCUGCUCAAAUUUUGGACCAUAUGGAGGAGGAAGUCUUAUCUAAAAUUCUGGGUUUCUAGUUUAACCAGAUUAAUAUUGUUCUUCGGUAGGUUUGGAAGAAAGUGCCACUCCUAUUUAAAUUUAUGAAUUCCAUGAACCUGAGUUUUAGAAGCCUAUCUUAUUUAGGAGCAGCGGAAAUUUAGAAAUGCAAUCUGAAGAAUUUGGAAUAGACAGACUGAAUUGUUAAGUCAAAACACUUGAAGAUUUCAAAGAAUACAAAAAUCCAUUACAAGACAGUGGGUUUAGGAGUAACGAACCAUCAUUUUAGGAAUUCAAUAUAUAUAUAAGUAAUUUAUUAGAUAGCUUAUCUUAUUUAGAAUCUGAAUAAUAAAUCAAUUCUCAAUUCAAGCCAGAUAUAACGUAUUUUGAUAAUCAAAAUAUUAUCUCAGAGAACAAAAGUCUAUUUAAUGUCAAUUAAGCAAAAAGUAUUUACAAAAAGAAAAUCACUCUGUUAGCUGAUCAAACAUAGAAAAAAAUUGAUUUAACUAUAAAAACUUCAUCAAGACAAACGAAGAACUAAAUAAAAUUGUAGAGAAAAUCAUCAAUUAUUCCUAACGAUCAAAUUGAAAUGUAAUCAUGUCAAAUGACUGGUGAUGAAAAUAUCGAUUCAGUUUAAUAGAAAUUAGCAAAGAAUAGAGAAUCCGCUAGAAAUUCAAGAGCCAGAAAGAAACUAUAUUAUGAACUCUUGGAAACUAAAGUCAAAGAAUUGCAAGAGGAAAUUUAAAGAUUAAAGGAAUCUAAUUAGGCAAGAAUUUGCAAUAAAAUAGAGGAGAAUUUUUAAACUUUUUUAGAAUAAUAAUAAUAAUUAUUUGAUAAAUUAGAAACUUGCCUACUUAAAAAUAAAGAAAAUUUUGAAAUUGAAAUUAUUUUAGAUGCCUUAAGAUAUAGAACUAAUUCAAACAUUUAAGAACGCAAGGAUGCUGCUAGAUAAUACUGUGAAUCUAUGAUUGAAGCAUACCUGCCAAUCUAAACUAAAUAUUUGAUAUACUCCUUAGAAAAUAAUAAAGAUUUCUUUGCAUUAUAAUCAGAGGAUUAUACAGAUUGGAUGAAAGAGACCUUCAAAAAAUUACAAAUUUAGCCUGAUCAAAUUAAAAAAGUUAGAAGAAUAAAAUCAAAAUUAUAGAGUGUCACAAAUAAUAUUUCCGAGUAUAAUUACACAUUCAAAUUUAGUUCGAUAUAAAAAAUUCAAGAUCAAUUAAAAGUAAUUCAAAGUGAAGCCAUUUAGGUUGACUUAAUGUGGGAAUAACUUAAAGAGCAUUUAACUCCUGUUCAACUAGGAAAAUGUAUUUUAACAAUGAAAUAAAAUUCUUUUCGUUAAGAACUCAAAACCUCAUCCCUGUUUCCUCAAUUAAAGAAUCAUUAAUUGAGGGAAGAGGACAAAAUAAUUUAAAGGUAGGAUCAAUCUCCAAUUCCGAAAAACAGGAAACGCAUUAAACAAACUAUAUAAUGA